AUGUAUCCGUUAUUAAUCGCCGACAGCUCCACUGCCCUGAAAGCAUCCUGCCACGAGAUCAUCUCGUUCAGUUCAAGCCUCCUCCGUGAUCACGUUCCAGAUGGCGACACGACAAUCUCAAACACAAGCCAUGAGCUGGAUCGUAUCUGUCACGUCCUGGAUGAGAUCAUCCUCAUCUGCCGGACCCAUCCGUCCGUCCUGAUGACGCACACGUCUGCCCGUUUCGGGAUGUGGGCUUGUGUGCGGUGUAAUCUGGAGGACAUCCAAGUCACGCUUCAGCGGCUGAGGCAAGAGCUGGAAUUGUUCAAAGCCUACGCCGAGGCCGGGGAAUCAGGCUGGCAUAGCUGCGCGAUUAUUGCGUAUCGUGGCCGUUUGGAACCAUACCGUAAGGCUUUGAAGGUGGCUGCCACUAUGAUGAAGAUGGAUGUGUGGCUUCAACAAAAUGCGCUGGCCCAAGAAAAGGAAUCGUCGCUCGUUGUCUUGGACAUUGAGAUCAAGGAUCUCGAGGCGGCUGUACAGUGUAUGAAAGAGCUGUCUUUUGUGUCUAGCGGGGAGACAACUGAAAGACAUGGAAUGAUUGUCACCAUGGAAGAUCUAAUCGCUUCCGCAAAGUCAUUUUAUACAUUUGAGUCCACGGCACCGCCGGCGCAUUCCGUGAAUCAGGAAGAAGAUGGCCAUGAUUCCGCUCCUCCUCCCUCGUAUGCACAGGCCAUGGCAUCCGAAGACGGGACCGUGUCCGAAGACGAUACACCCGGACUAUCCCCGUUCAAUGUGGCAGCCUGCGAGGGGGAUUUCGAAGAAAUCAAAAGGCUGGUCGCGGCUGGUGAGGACAUCCUUGCCACCGGUAAGAACGGCCAAUCACCUGCAUAUUCGGCUUCCGUCUCAGGGAACACGGAAAUCCUAGAGUAUCUGAUCGAGCACGGUGCAGACUACACCUGUGGCAACGAGGACGGCUUCACCCCGCUCAACGCAGCAGCUACAUUUGGUCAUCCCGACGCCGUGCUUGUUCUCUUACACCACGGAGCAGAUCCAAACGUCCCAUCCGUAGACGGGCAAAGCCCUAUCUACUCCGCCGCAAAACUGGGUCAACUAGAUUCGGUAAAGGUGCUUGUUGAACAUGGAGUGAACAUAUCAGACAUGACACAUCCGAAGCAGUGCACGCCACUGAACGCGGCGGCUCACAGUGGACAUCUCCAAAUUGUAAAGUACUUGCUCGACCAAGGGGCGGACUUAAGCAUACCUACUACGAGUGGAUGGACACCAAUGGCAUCAGCCGCCUCUGAAGGCCACGCCGAAAUCGUCAAGACUCUCAUAGAGCGCGGUGCUGAUGUCAACGCUAGCAUUGGUGACGUCGGCGCCACGGCGUUGUACUAUGCUGCAAAGGCUGGCCACACUGAUGUGGUCCGCAUUCUUCUGGACCACGGCGCGGACACCUCCCGGGCAUCGACGAAUAACUGGACCCCCCUCAACGUGGCGGCAUCCGAGGGCCAUCUAGCGGUUGUUGAAUUGCUUCUUGCCAAAGGUGCAGAUGUCUCAAUCCCCGAUUCAACGGGCUGGACGCCCUUGAACAGCGCUGCGGGCGAAGGUCACCUUGAGAUUGCAGUGGCCCUGGUCAGGCACGGCGCAGAUCACACCGUCGCGGACUCGCGAGGCCACACUCCACUCUAUUCAGCAGCAUUCCACGGUCAUCACGCUAUUGUUGACCUCCUUCUCAAGCUCGGUGCAGAUAUCAACGCGGCAAACAAGGAUAACUGGACGCCCUUGCAUGCUGCGUCCGCGAGGAGUCAUGUUCAAGUAGUUCGAUCUCUUCUCGCCUACGGGGCAGAUUUCGCAGCCCAGAACUCGGGUGGUAGGAGCCCUCUCAAUUUAGCGGCCGGCAAUGGCCAUCUAGAGAUAGUCAACUUACUGCUGCGACACGGCGCGAUUGCAAUGAUGACGGCUGGAGCCCGGUAA
Messenger RNA from Aspergillus pseudoviridinutans, 1953 nucleotides. Its product is annotated as ankyrin repeat domain-containing protein. The record is from RefSeq and is a predicted model, not a curated record. The coding region runs from base 1 to 1953 and encodes 650 amino acids. Lineage: Eukaryota; Fungi; Ascomycota; Eurotiomycetes; Eurotiales; Aspergillaceae. Gene Ontology annotation, molecular function: protein binding. The transcript is spliced from 3 exons.